GCUAUGCACGUAGUCGUUGGCCAGCUCGGUGACACCAUGCGCCCAAGGUCAGCCCUCUUGCCUGAGCACAAUCCGCCAUGACAUACUCCGUGCUAUGUUCACGCAUCAGGACGGUGAACAGACGUUCAGUGCUUGUUGACGGAGAUUCAUGUUGACUAGAGGUCAACAUUAACAACUUGUCAGGGAUUCGAAAUACCUGGAGACGAGUAGUCGGGAACCGCUAUAUGCAAGUCCACAGCCGGAGGGACAGGUAACAUGCACUACACGCACACACUACCAUGUUCGAAAUUCCACGAACCCUUCAACCUCACACCAGCACGCCAUCUUGUCUCACUCCACUUUCCUAUCCUGUCAGGUUACUGACAGCAUGUCGCCUCCUUCUAUCCCUCAACGACCAUCACGCAGAUGUUCACAACAGGCCAGCAAGUUCACUGCGUUACUGCCUAACUCGUAUCUCACACGUCGUUGCAUAUGUAGCUCCAGCAUCUGACAGCAUCACUCUCCUCCUCCGAAGCCACAAUCCGACUCUCGCAUGCCUCAUCGUACACUGCGACAACUUUGACGACCUUGCCCGCAAUGACAGAUCACAGCGAGCUUCCACCCUCGUAUCCGUCGCCCAACGACCAAAGAUGUUCUCAAUCGGACAGCAGCUGGAAGACAACAUCCCUGAUGACGUUCAGCUUGGGCUUCGCACCAUGCUCGCUUGUGCGGGAGGCGGAUUUAGCCUCUCACGCUUGGCGGUUCAUUACCUGUUUCACCACAACGAGCUAACGCUUGUCGGCUAGACGACAUGUACGAUGCUUCCAAUACCGUCUCAGAGUGUCUGUUUCGCACUCGAAAAGGUCUUUCGUUUUUCGAAGGAAAGAGAAAGCGCUCUGCCGACUCAUGAGCGGCAGGCGAUGCCAAACAUGUCCGGUCGCAACAAAGCCAAGUGGGCCCACCCGCACGCUUCUGAGCAUUUAUCCUCGCUGGCGCCCUGCU
Messenger RNA from Macroventuria anomochaeta, 981 nucleotides. RefSeq lists its product as uncharacterized. Bases 279 to 785 code for a protein of 168 amino acids. The transcript has a single exon. Lineage: Eukaryota; Fungi; Ascomycota; Dothideomycetes; Pleosporales; Didymellaceae. The record is from RefSeq and is a predicted model, not a curated record.